Molecule: messenger RNA, 1203 nt
Organism: Penicillium samsonianum
Lineage: Eukaryota; Fungi; Ascomycota; Eurotiomycetes; Eurotiales; Aspergillaceae
Exons: 2
Coding region: 1-1203 (400 amino acids)
Source: RefSeq, a predicted model, not a curated record
AUGAGAUCUUUGUGGUGGAUGUAUUCUCUGGCACACUUUGUGUCUUUUGUCAAUGUUGGGUACGGGUUCGUCGACUGUAUCGGUCAGUGGUGCGAUACAUGUCUUCCUGCGAAGGUUCACGAUGCGCCUGGGGUUGGCUUCGAUCUGACCCCCUCAUACGGGACAGCCGUGGUGCACUACUAUAAUGGAACUGUUGUCGAGGUUUCCAAGGUUCUUGGGAAUCCGGAGUACCUCGAACUCAUGGCACGUCUAACUAUCAUAUCGAAGCCAUCUCCGGAUUCAACCCUCGAUUUUAUAAGUGAACGUCCAUCACGCUUAGUGGGAUAUCUCCUCCCGGACGUGUCGUCGCCGUGGAGAGACUGGUGGCAUCGGCUGAACAAGAAACUCGGUCGACCAGUAAAAGCAGAUGACGUCGAAAUCAUUAGCGAUUUACUCCACGAACUGAAAGUCUCCACCGAAAAGAAAAUAUCCCAGCCUCUCGACAGGGUUGCCGUUACAGAUCCCGGCUUCCAGUCGCUUAACACAGCGACAAUCAACGCUGCACUUCGGAUGUUAGAUCUACGCUCAUGGAUUGGACGCGACAGCAUUUAUUACACACAGCGGCUAGUGGAAGCAGAUGCUGUUUAUGGGGCGAACGGUUAUGGACUAUGCACCAAUUACCUGGAUCGCUCCGAUUGCAUAAACGAAUUUGAAGAGUCACCUGAUAAUAACAUGUUUCUUGUUUCCUUUAACCGCAAUCUCUUAUAUGCGAGCAUUGUGGAAGGUACAGCUAGUGAAGCUUUCAGUCGGUUUGCCUAUGUUGAGAUGCAGCUUGUGGAUUACGAGCUUGGACUAGAUCGUCUUCUCGAGAAAGACGAAUCCGCAUUAUGGGACCGUCUUCGUUCACAACUCCAGAUCCUGCCUCGGGAGUACGAAUAUGCUGUUACGCAUCUACUUCUAGCCGGUGAGAGCGUAACACAUCCUCGCUUCCUGGCUACUUUGAGGGAUUCUAUGUCUGAACUCUCGCUUGGCCAUGUCAAUAUCAAACUCGCAAUCGAUCCAACUUUCGCUGCGGCUCGUGGUGCGGCACUAUACUCCCGGAGGCGCCAAGAGGUGCAGAGCGACUGCACAGAACGGAGUGAAUGCGAAGAAAGGAGGAUGCAUGAGCGAUUGUACACUUCCACACAAGAUGAUCUGCGCUCCAUACGGGAGGAUCUGCGCUGA